AUGGUUCUCUGGUAUAACAACACUCACGUCUACGAUAACAACUUCCAAACUGUGUCUUUUGCGUUUUUCAACCGGUAUCCAAAUCCGUAUGCUUCGCAUGUUCUCUCUAUAGACACUCUUUCUCGAGAACUCAGGGCUAGCGGGGAACUAUGCACAACGAGAUUGAUAAAAAAGACAGGACGGCUGCCACAGUGGGUAAAGCCUUUUUUGGGCAAGAUUUCAGAUUCGUGGAUCAUCGAACGCUCAGAGGUGGACGUCAAAAACCAGGUUCUGCGAACUUACACGCGGAACUUGGACCACACUCGGAUCAUCCAGGUCGAGGAAUUUACCACUUAUAGAUUUGACUCCACGACCGAAAAAACUCAGGCAUCCAGCUCUGUUAAGUUUUCCAGUGGGUUCAAUGCAACCAUCAGAAGCCGCAUCGAGCAGUGGUCUCACGCUAGAUUUGACGAGAACAUUCAGCGAAGCAGGUUGGGAAUGGCAUUUGUAAUGGAAAAGCUAAAGCGGCACCAGACGCUCUAA
Lachancea meyersii CBS 8951 is the source of this 522-nucleotide messenger RNA. NCBI's taxonomy places the organism in Eukaryota, Fungi, Ascomycota, Saccharomycetes, Saccharomycetales, Saccharomycetaceae. The record is from the annotation of a GenBank genome assembly.